Messenger RNA from Helianthus annuus (common sunflower), 4968 nucleotides. RefSeq lists its product as uncharacterized. Bases 1 to 4968 code for a protein of 1655 amino acids. Gene Ontology annotation, molecular function: nucleic acid binding; RNA-DNA hybrid ribonuclease activity. The record is from RefSeq and is a predicted model, not a curated record. Gene Ontology annotation, biological process: DNA integration. The transcript has a single exon. Lineage: Eukaryota; Viridiplantae; Streptophyta; Magnoliopsida; Asterales; Asteraceae.
AUGUCACAGUCGCCAUACGCGGCUUACAUGCCGCCGUGGUGGAACUUUCCGAGUCCACAACCAAUGUAUACCCAAGCAUCAACUGAACCCGUACACGACAGGGAAAACGCGGUCCGACCCCGGUUUACUCCUUUAGAAAACUCCGGACCAGGAACAGGUCCCGCCCUGGGUGCAAACAACCCACCGGCACAAACAGUGAACGUAGAAGAUGACGAGUUAACCAAGCCGUACAAGCCAGUAGAUGCAACAUUCCGAUCCAAAUUUACACGCCGUAUCGCUGAAGCCCCUAUUAAAGAAAAACCAAAGAUGCCCCAAACGGUCGGUAAGUACGACGGCCUCACCGACCCGGAUGAUCACCUUAACUUAUUUAAGAGCGCGGGUGAGGUGGCUUGUUGGCCCAUGCCCCUUUGGUGCAAAAUGUUCGUACAAACCUUAGUAGGAGCAGCGCGAGUAUGGUGGGACAGCUUACCCACGGGCGAGAUAGACAGUUUUGAAGAUCUGGAAUCAAAGUUCAUCCUACAGUUCAGUCAACAGCGCCGACAUACAAAAGAUAGGAAUGAACUACUCCAUAUCCGUCGUCGAGACAACGAAACGGUAGAGAAUUUUAUCAUCAGGUUCAAUAAAGAAAGCCUGGCGAUACCAGGCGUCACUAACGAUUUGGCGUGCGGAGCUUUCCUCCAAGGGGUUAAUGAUGACGAAUUACUAAGAACGUUGCAUGGAAGGGACGGGGUACCCCCGACCAUAGACGAGAUACUGCGGAUUGCCAAAGUAUACGUUAUACAGGAAAAAGCGGUAGCGGCCAGCCACGCGGCUAACAGAAAGAAAGAAGCCCUGAAGAAUCAGGAAGAAAAAGAAAAUCGGGGGUCUAAAAGUAAACACAGGGGAGACCGAUAUCAGCGGAACGACAGAGACUCGCGUUACGAUAAACAUCGGAGCUCAUACUCAAGAAAUGAAGCGUCAAAACCUCGUUCUGAAUAUCCCAAUCUAAGCAAGACCCCGGCAGAAAUUCUUGCCUCGGAAAACCUCAGGCUCAACCCACCAAAGCCGCUGAAAGACAACCCGAACAAGGAUACGAGCAAAUACUGCGAAUACCACAAGGGAAGCGGACACGACACCAACGAUUGUUUCCAGCUCAAGAAACAGAUCGAGUACUUCGUAAAGUCAGGAAAGUUGGCACAUCUGGUGCGAGAUAUCAAGCAGGGUCCGCCGGUGGUCAAGGAGGAAAAUGACAAGGCGGCAGGAAAAAGGCCGCGUGAGUUAAACAUGGUUCAUGCUGGUAUAGGAAGAGGGGCUAAACGGAGUUUCUCCACCCUCGAGCCGUGGAUGUUGGCAACAAUGACCAUCGAACCACGAAUGGAAGAUUUGCAUCUUACCACGGACGCCCUGAUCAUUUCCGCGGCGGUAGGAGAUUACCGAAUGAGGCGAAUCUUGGUCGACACCGGAAGCUCAGAGGAUAUCAUAUACGAGCACUGUUUCGAUAGAAUGCAACCGGAGGAUAAAAAGCUGCUCGAAUCAGUACAUGCUCCUAUUAGGGGUUUCACAGGGGAAAAGGUGGAUCCCAUUGGUCAAAUCACCUUCCCGGUGACCUUCGGGCAAGCACCCAGGGAAAGAACAAUACUACUAACUUUCCUCGUGGUCCGCGCCGAGUCAUAUCACAAUGUGAUCAUCGGAAGGUUCACUUUGGGGAAGUUAGAUGCCAUAGUCUCCACGGCAAGAGGUUUUAUGAAGUUCCCGACACCGCAAGGUAUUGCCACGGUGUUUCGAGACAGAGUUGGAGAAGUAUUGGACACCAAACGAUGCCGCCAAGGCCCCGCGGGUGUUACAGGGCCAGAAAGGUGGGUUUUAAGCACACGCCACCCAGACCAAAUGGUCACUAUCGGCGACACCCUGUCCCCAGAAAUAAAAAACGACCUGAAACAGUUGUUAAAAAGAAACGCAGACAUUUUCGCGUUCGAGCACGCCGACAUGACGGGAGUCCCUCGUGAUAAAGCGGAACAUAAACUCGCCACGCUCCCAGGCAUCAGGCCAGUCGCCCAGGGUAAACGCAGCAUGGCCCCAGAUCGCCGGGCAGCGGUCGUUAAGGAGGUACGCAAGUUAGUGGAAGCUGGAAUCCUUAGAGAAACACAGUACCAUACCUGGGUGUCUAACCCGGUCAUGGUUAAAAAGCCAGACGGCACAUGGCGGAUGUGCAUCGACUUCAAGGAUCUGAACAAGGCGUGCCCGAAAGACGCAUACCCGUUGCCAGAAAUUGAUUUAAAAGUUGACUCCCUGGUACCGUAUCGAUACAAGUGUUUUCUAGACGCAUAUAAGGGAUACCACCAGAUUAAGAUGGCCAAGGAAGACGAAGAAAAAACAGCCUUCCACACCGACGUUGGCAUCUUUUGUUACACCAAAAUGCCUUUUGGGCUGCGGAAUGCAGGAGCCACCUACCAGCGCCUCAUGGAUAAGGUUUUCGAAACACAGAUCGGGCGAAACUUGGAAGUCUAUGUAGACGACCUGGUAAUAAAAAGCAGCGAAGAGAAACAAAUGUUGGCAGACAUAGAAGAAACUUUCCAGCGGCUCAGAAAGUAUAACAUAAAGUUAAACCCAAAAAAGUGCUCUUUUGGGGUGGAAGAGGGAAAGUUUCUGGGGGUAGUAGUUACCCGUGACGGCUUUAAAGCCAACCCAGAAAAAAUAACCGCCAUAUCGCGGAUGCCUUCCCCCCGAACGCUGAAGGAAGCUCAAGCCCUAAAUGGACGACUGGUAGCAAUCAACAGGUUCCUUGCAAGGCAUGCUGAAAAAUCACUGCCGUUUAUAAAAACGCUGAAAGAUUGUCUCGACAAAAAGAAUUUCAAAUGGACAGAAGAAGCGGAACGAGCUCUGCAGGAAAUGAAGCGGUUCAUAGAAAAGCUACCUACGUUGACCGCGCCCAGACACGAUGAAGUGCUAAAAAUGUAUCUGGCGGCGGCCCACACAGCGGUAAGCGCAGUGCUCAUGGUUGAACGAGAAGGGAAACAAACGCCCAUUUACUACAUAAGCCGGGUAUUGGCGGGGCCUGAAACGCGCUACCCUACACUGGAAAAGCUGGUAUUAGCAUUAGUACACGCCACCAGGCGAUUAAGAAGAUACUUCCAGGCACACCGCGUACAGAUCUUAACUAACUACCCGCUACAGCAGAUCCUGCACAAACCGGAGGUCUCGGGUCGGUUGGCCAAAUGGGCUAUCGAGCUGGGAGCCCUGGAUAUCGAAUAUCAGAAACGCACAGCAGUCAAGGGACAAGUUAUCGCCGAUUUCUUAGCCGAAAUACCAGAAGGAGAGGUAGUCACGGACCCGGUUGUCCAAGACACACCGGAAACGAGCACAGCGAGGCAGACUUGGAAGUUGUACACAGAUGGAUCGUCUAGUGGAAAAGGGUCUGGGGCAGGCCUGAUGCUGAUAAGUCCGGACCAAAUCAGGCUAAUGUACGCCUUACGUUUUGAUUUCGAGUGUUCUAAUAACGAGGCGGAAUACGAGGCGUUACUGGCUGGUCUACGAAUGGCAAAAUCCAUGGGGGCGGCCAGGGUCGACGCAUACGUCGACUCACUGCUGGUCAACAAUCAAGUCAACGAAACAUAUGAAGCAAAAGACGAGGCAAUGGCGAAAUACCUGGCAAAAACCAAAGAGCUCAUGAAUUCCUUCGACAAAGUCACGCUUAACCAUGUGCACAGAGGAAAGAAUCAGAUAGCGGACGCCUUAAGCAAACUAGCCACUUCCGGCAUGGAGAGGGAGGUAAAAGUUGAAACAUUACAGACCCCCUCCAUCGAACCACGGAGCGUUUUCGCCGUCACAGUCGAAGAGCCCUGUUGGUAUACCCCGAUCCUACUUUUUCUGAAAACCGGCGAGUUACCCUCCGCCAAAGGCGAAGCACGAAAGGUACAAACAAAAGCGUUGCAAUACGAGGUCAAUGAUGACAUCUUAUAUAGAAAAUCUUACCUGGGUCCGCUGCUGCGAUGCGUCUCCCCGGUAGAAGCGAAAUACCUGAUCAGCGAAAUACACGAAGACGCUGUCAGAGAACUGCGAAGAUGCCUCAGCUGUCAGAAGUUUGCCCCUCAGACAAUUCGGCCCAAAAAUAGUCUUAUACCGGUGACAUCAGCAUGGCCAUUCCAGAAAUGGGCUGUAGAUAUCGUAGGACCUUUCCCGCCAGCCCCUGGGAAGUUGAAAUAUUUAAUUGUGGCGGUUGACUACUUUACCAAAUGGGUGGAAGCAAAACCUCUGGCUAAGAUAACGGCAGAAAACGCCAAAAAGUUUCUCUGGGAACACAUUGUAUGCAGGUUUGGCUUACCACUCUACCUGGUGAGUGACAAUGGGACGCAGUUCACGGAUAGAAUUUUCCAAGAAUGGUGCGCUGACCUCCGCAUUCAGCAGAUAUUCACGUCGGUAGCACACCCACAAGGUAACGGGCAAGUAGAGCGGACGAACAGGAGUUUGCUGGAAGGUAUCAAAAAGCGGCUGGGUCACGAAGGAAGCUCGUGGGUGGAAGAGUUGCCACAUGUCCUCUGGGCACAUAGAACAAUGCCCAAGACUAGCAACAAUGAAACCCCAUUCAGCCUUACUUAUGGAAUGGAGGCUAUGAUACCUGCUGAAGCAGGGUUGCCAUCGUUACGCCGCCUCAGGGAAAACGACGACAAUGACCAGUCACUGCGAGCAGGCCUAGAUUUGUUGGAAGAAAGGCGCGAGGCGGCCGCCAUCAGCGAGGCACGCUACAAAAAAGCUCUGGAAAAGUAUUACAACAAGCGGGUGUCUAAACUAAGUUUCAAGGUGGGCGAUUACGUCAUGCGCGACAACGAAGCAAGUCGAGCGGAACCAGCGGGAAAACUAGGCCCCAACUGGGAAGGUCCCUAUGUCAUCCAGGAAGACUUGGGCAAAGGAGCCUAUCGCCUGUCCCGACUAGAUGGCACGCCAGUCCCGCGCAGUUGGAACAUCGCACAGCUGAAGAAAUGCUAUUUGUAA